Vicia faba (fava bean) is the source of this 447-nucleotide messenger RNA. The record is from the annotation of a GenBank genome assembly. Lineage: Eukaryota; Viridiplantae; Streptophyta; Magnoliopsida; Fabales; Fabaceae.
AUGUACAAAGUUCGGAGUGGUGUUUUUAAGUAUAUUUCUAAUGUCAUAGUAGCUGAUUUCUCUAAUGAUGGCGUGAAAAGGUUUAAUGCAAAUGCAGUUAUAAAUAUCGAGUAUGAUAUUCAGAUCAUAGAGAAUUUUGCAGAUGAAAUGUUCUAUUCUGCUGGUCUGGGUGAAAUUUACAAUGAGGGUAGUUUUAAGAAUUGCUUGGUAGAAGCAAGGCAAUUGAUUAAUCUCUUGUUAAGUAGUCAAGCUGAGAACUUCAUGAAUCCUGUUAUAAGGGAGAAAAGUUACUAUGCAUUGGAUUACAAGAAAGUGUCUGCCAUUUGUGAUAAGUUCAAGGAUUCACCAGAUGGAAUAUUUAGAAGCCUUGCUAAUAAAAAUGCCAAGCCAAGUGCAAGAAAGAAAUUAAUGGACGUGCUCAAAAAGAACCUUAAAGAUUUCAGUUGA